Coffea arabica (coffee) is the source of this 717-nucleotide messenger RNA. Lineage: Eukaryota; Viridiplantae; Streptophyta; Magnoliopsida; Gentianales; Rubiaceae. The record is from RefSeq and is a predicted model, not a curated record.
AUGGAAAAACAAGGAUGCUUCAAGACCUGGUGGAAUGAAAGUGUAGGCACCAGAUCUAGGCAGGAUGGUGCAGAACAUCUUGGUCUAACAGUUAACAUUUUAUGGCAAGUAUGGAAAAGUAGAAAUGAGUUGGAAUUCAACAACAAACAAAGGCAUGCAAUGACAACCAUACUGAAAGCUCAAGAGGAAUGGAUAGAGUUCUGCGAAGCAUACAAAGACAACGAACAGAUGAUCACAGAAGAAACAGCUGCUAACCAAACUCAAAGGAUAGAAGUGGAGAAUGCAAAGGUGAUUAAAGUGAAAAUUGCUACACUCAGAAGAUCGAACAGUAAGGAGAUUGGCAUAGGAGUGACUGCUAUGACUGAAGGAGAUGUGGUUGUUGCGGCUUGGGCAAUACAUGAAAGAAGCUACAAUUGUCCACAAUUGGACGAAGCUGAGGCUAUUAAGAUAGCUAUGAGUAAAUUAGCAAUCAAUGGUUGGAGGAAAAUCAUCAUACAGAGCUGCAACAAGCAACUACUUCAGCAAAUCCAUUCUGGAAGUGCAUCAAAUAUCAAGCUGCAUACUCUAGUUGAGGACAUUCUUAGCUUGAAAACUUUAUUUCACAUGUGCUCUUUUUGUCUUAUAUCUAAAAGUGUUAAUCAUGUUAGUAUUAGAGUUAGUGAUUAUGCUUUAGAUAUUCUACAUGAUGAGGAAUGGAUCAAUCCUUUGUGCUGUUGA